ACACAUAAUUACCCACACAUAAUAAUGUGUGGUAGUUUCGCCACACAUAAUUUCAAAAUGUGUAGGUAAUUCACACAAAAAAAUUUCAUUAGUUAUUGACAUUUAAAAUGUGUGGCAAAAACAUUUUCGUGACAUUUAUUAUUUUACGGUUAUUUUUAAGUUUUAUUUAUGUAUAAUAAAAUUUAUUUUUAAAUUUGUUGCGCCAACGUGGCAAACUAAUAAAAGUUAUUAACCACACAUAAUUCUAAAUUAUCUAUGUGUGGGUAAUGAAUUUUUAUCAUUAUUUAUUCUUAACAUGUAAGAAACGUGGGAAAAUAUUUUUAGCCACAUUUAUAUUUUGGCUUUAAUUAAUUAUUUAUGCAAAUCUUAAUUGAUGUUCUAACCACACAUAUUUUGAAAAAUGUGUAGGUGAAACAAUUUGAAACUUUCAAUUAGUUAUUGACAUUUAAAAUGUGUAGCCGAAAAUUUAUUUGUAACAUUUAUUAUAUGGCAGUAAUUUUUUUUUUAAGUUUUAUUUUAUUUAAUGCAGUUUAUUUUUAUAUUUGGUGUGCACACGUGGCAAUCUAUUAAUUUUUUUAAACCACACAUAAUAUAUGUGUGGAUAAUAAUUUUUAUAUUUAUAUUUUGACAAAUUAAAGUAAAUUUAAUUUUAAUUUUAUUUUUUAAACGCAAAUUCAAUUUAAAUUUGUAUAGCAUAUUCCUUUUCACUUGUAUUAGUAAUUUUUUUUUUGAAACGUUCACUUGUAUUAGUAUUAAUAGUCUUUAUAUGAAUUCACUAGCAAAUUUUCUUAAUUAAAAAAAAUUAAAUUGCAAAAUCAAGGAUUGAACCCGGUUACAAUAGGUUUCGCAACUUGGACUUAUCCAUUACACCAAUAACCUUAUGUGUAUUUUUAUACCGUAUACUAACGUUUUAUUUUCGGAUUCUUUGUUAAUGUUGAAAAUUUGAGGAUUCUUAUGUUUUAAUUAAUUUUUUUGUUGCCGCCAUGUUAAUUAUUAAAGUCAGCCGCAACCUUUUGUAUACACAAAACAAUUAAAUAUAUAAAAUUCGUAAAGAGUGGAAUAAUGACAUUUAUAAAAGAGAGGUAAUAUACAAAAAUACAUACACAAAACAAUUAUAUAUACAAUUAAAUUAGAACAAAUAAGAUGUUUCUACUAAAAAAAAAUUAAAAAAAUACAUAGAGCAUAAUUCAUGAUUUUAUUAAGUAAUUACUGUGGAUUGUUUUCGUUUAUUUUAUUUUUCAAAAAUAAUUUGUAUGUUAUAAUUAAGGUUCAAGAUUUAAAAUUAAUCUAAAAAAUAAAAUUAUUUUACUCACACAAUAAAUUUAUUUUACAAAAUUAUUUCAUUUUACCGCCAUUUUCUAGAACUCCCACUAACUUUCUAAUUUUUUUUUUUGAAACCUAUAUUAUUCUAAUUAAUACUCCCACUACUCCACUUCACAUCCCCACCAAAACAUCCUCUUGGCUUCCACUACUAAUCUCUUUGAAUUGUUACGUGACCAAGUUUUUUUUGUUGUUGUUCUCUCUCUCUCCACUGCAAUUUUUCACUUGGAAAAUGGCCGAAGCAACUGAAGCUAAAGAAACGGCAAAUGCAGAAAAAAAGAAAGAGCAAAGCCUGCCUUUCUAUCAGCUAUUUUCAUUCGCGGAUAAAUACGACUGCGUUUUGAUGAUUUUCGGCAGCCUUGGAGCUGUCAUACACGGUCUUCAAUGCCUGUUUUCUUUCUGCUUUUCGGUCAAUGGUUUCGGUAAAAACCAAAUGGAUUUGCACAAAAUGACACAUGAAGUUGGAAAGUAUGCUUUAUAUUUCGUUUUUCUUGGGUUGGUAGUGUGCUGCUCUUCCUACGCUGGAAGAGAUUGCAUGCUGGAUGUACACGGGAGAAAGGCAAGCUGGUGCCCUGAGAAGAAAAUAUUUGGAGGCAGUGUUGAAACAAGACGUGGGAUUCUUUGAGAUACUAUUAGUGUGAUUUUGUUAUGUAUAUUGAUGUUUUGUAUUGAUAUAUGUUAGUUUCUUUUUUUGUGAAAUAUAUGUCGUCUUUUUUAUUA
Molecule: messenger RNA, 2040 nt
Organism: Salvia miltiorrhiza (redroot sage)
Lineage: Eukaryota; Viridiplantae; Streptophyta; Magnoliopsida; Lamiales; Lamiaceae
Product: ABC transporter B family member 19-like
Exons: 3
Coding region: 1553-1945 (130 amino acids)
Cellular component (GO): membrane
Molecular function (GO): ATP binding
Source: RefSeq, a predicted model, not a curated record